Molecule: messenger RNA, 3990 nt
Organism: Triticum urartu
Lineage: Eukaryota; Viridiplantae; Streptophyta; Magnoliopsida; Poales; Poaceae
Source: RefSeq, a predicted model, not a curated record
CGAAGAGCGUGCUAGACUAGAGUAGUAAUUUUCUCUCUGCAUUGACUGUCGUGCUGGUCUUCCACUGAGUGCUUGUCGUCUCCACUGAGUACUCCCUUCCUCUCCUCAUUCUCAUCUCAGUCCUCUCCUCCAUUGCGCUCCCUGGAAUAAGAUCCAUCCGCCCUUGUUGCUGAUCUCCUCCUUCGUCCUCGCCCCUGCCAACUGAGUUCCACAGUCCGUGGACAUUUUGGAGGGUGGGAUCGUGGGGCUCUGUAUCUAUCUAGUACGGAGAUUCCAAGCAAUUUACUCUCUUGACUGCUGGUGGUCUUCCUCUGCUCCUCGUCUCCGCUUCAUCUCGGUCUCCUCCAUUGCGCUGCCUCAUCCAACCUCCGUGGACAUUUCGGAUCGAGUGAAGCGACAUCCGCCGCCGUGUUGCCUCUGGCGCGCCGGCACUGCUUCCGCUUCGUUGCCGCUGUGUUCUGCUCUGCUGAUGAAGCAUCAAAAGUGACCAUCCGACGAUGACGCCGCCGCUGUGUUCUGCUCUGCCGUGAAGCAUCAAAGUGAUCUCGCAGUUUGGAUUGGCAACUCAGUUCUAGAGGAGCUCGUUGAAAUUAAAGCGCCGCCGCUUCCGCUUCGUUGUCACCAUCCGCUGCUGUGUUCUGCUCUACUCUGAAACACCAAAGGUUUCCAGCUGAUUGGUCCAGAGAGCUCUCAUGGAUAUUGUCACGGGUGCCAUUGCCAAGCUGAUCCCCAAGCUGGCCGACCUACUUGUGGGGGAGUACAAGCUGCACAAGAACGUCAAGAAAAAUAUCGAGGACCUCCUGAAGGAGCUUGAGAGCAUGAACGUUGCCCUCGUCAAGAUUGGUGAGGUGCCGCGGGACGAGCUCGACAAACAAGACAAGCUCUGGGCCGAUGAUGUCAGAGAGCUCUCCUACGUCAUCGAGGAUGUCGUUGACAAGUUCCUCGUACGAGUCGACCACAUUCAGCCUGACGACGCCACAAACAAAUUCAAGGGGCUCAUGAAGAGGACGACCAAGUUGCUGAAGAAAGUCAAGGAUAAGUAUGGGAUAGCUCACGCAAUCAAGGACAUCCAGGAGCAACUCCAGAAGGUGGCCGCUAGGCGUGACAGGAACAAGGUAGUUGUUCCUAAUCCUACGGAACCAAUUACUAUUGAUCCUUGUCUUCGAGCUUUGUACGCAGAAGCGACAGAGCUAGUUGGCAUAUAUGGGAAGAGGGAUGAUGAGCUCAUGAGGUUGCUCUCCAUGGAGGGUGAUGAUGCCUCUAAGAACAGACUAAAGAAGGUCUCCAUUGUUGGAUUUGGAGGGUUGGGCAAGACCACUCUUGCUAGAGCAGUAUACGACAAGAUUAAAGGUGAUUUCGAUUGUCGGGCAUUUGUUCCCGUCGGUCAGAACCCUGACAUGAAGAAGGUUUUAAGGGAUAUCCUCAUUGAUCUCAGCGACGGCAACCCUCAGUCAGAUCUUUCAAUACUGGAUGUUAAUCAUCUUAUUAAAAAGCUUCAUCAAUUCCUGGAGAACAAGAGGUAUCUUGUCAUAAUUGAUGAUAUAUGGGAUGAAAAAUUGUGGGAACACAUCAACUUUGCUUUCUCCAACAGGAAUAAUGUAGGCAGUCGACUAAUUACGACAACCCGCAUUGUCAGUGUCUCCAAUUCAUGUUGCUCGUCGGACCAUGAUUCGGUUUAUCAAAUGGAACCACUUUCUGUUGAUGACUCCAGAAGACUCUUCUACAAAAGAAUAUUUCCAUUCGAGAGUGGAUGUCCAAAUGAAUUUGAACAAGUGUCUACAGAUAUUCUGAAGAAAUGUGGUGGGGUACCACUAGCCAUCAUUACUAUUGCUAGUGCUUUGGCUGGUGGCCAGAAGGUGAAACCAAAGUGUGAGUGGGAUGUUCUGCUCCAAUCCCUUGGCUCUGGACUAACAGAAGAUAAUAGUUUAGAGGAGAUGCGGAGAAUACUCUCUUUCAGCUAUUAUAAUCUACCGUCCCAUCUGAAAACUUGUCUACUAUACCUAUGUAUAUAUCCAGAAGAUAGCACGAUUGAUAGAGAUGGACUGAUAUGGAAGUGGGUGGCCGAAGGAUUUGUCCACCAUGGAGAUCAAGGGACCAGCCUGUUUUUGGUCGGAUUAAACUACUUCAACCAGCUCAUUAAUAGAAGUAUGAUCCAGCCAAUAUAUGAUGGUAUAGGCCAGGUAUAUGCUUGCCGUGUACAUGAUAUGGUUCUGGACCUUAUCCGCAACUUGUCACAUGAAGCAAAGUUUGUUAAUGUAUUGGAUGGCACUGGGAAUAGCAUAUCUUCACAAAGUAAUGUCCGCCGUUUGUCCCUUCAGAAUAAAAAGGAAGAUCAUCAAGCCAAGCCUCUCACAAAUAUCAUGAGUAUGUCACGAGUGAGGUCAAUUACUAUCUUUCCACCUGCUGUUAGUAUCAUGCCAAGUCUGUCAAUGUUUGAAGUUCUGCGUGUACUUGAUCUUUCGGACUGUAACCUUGGGGAAAGUAGCAGCCUGCAGCUUAACCUCAAGGGUGUUGGACAUUUAAUCCACCUAAGGUACCUAGAUCUAUCAGGUACCAAAAUCAGGGAACUGUCGGCUGAGAUAGGAAACCUGCAGUUUUUGGAGGUGUUGGAUCUUGGAGACAAUUAUCAGCUAGAUGGAUUGCCGUCCACUCUUUCUAAAUUGAGAAGAUUAAUCUACCUAAAUAUUUUUCACGGUAAGUUGGUUCCAACUCCUGGUGUGUUGCAGAAUCUUACAUCCAUUGAAGUGUUGAGGGGGAUCUUGGUCUCUCUGAACAUUAUUGCACUAGAGCUUGGCAACCUGACAAGGCUGAGGGAGCUUAAGGUUUACUUCAAGGAUGGUAGUUUCGAUUUGUAUGAAGGUUUCGUGAAGUCUCUGUGCAACCUACAUCACAUCGAAAUUCUAAGUAUUGAUUGCAAUUCCGGAGAAACAUCUUUUGAACUGAUGGACCUCUUGGGAGAACGCUGGGUGCCUCCUGUACAUCUCCGCAAAUUUGUGUCGGAAAUGCCCAGCCAACUCUCUGCACUGCGAGGGUGGAUAAAGAGAGACCCCUCGCAUCUCUCGAACCUCUCUGAGUUAAUCCUCGAUUCAGUGAAGGAAGUGCAGCAGGAGGACGUGGAAAUCAUUGGGGGGUUGCUGUCCCUUCGCCGUCUCCACAUAACGAGUACCCACCAAACACAACGGCUGCUAGUCAUCCGUGCAGAUGGGUUCCGCUGUAUGGUAGACUUCCAAUUGAUUUGUGGGUCAGCAGCGCAAAUUAAGUUUGAACCAGGGGCUUUGCCGAAGGCGGAAGCAGUUGGGUUCAGCCUGGGCGUGCGGGUGGCGAAAGAGGAUGGAAACUGUGGUUUCGACUUGGGCAUGCAGGGGAACCUGCUCUCCCUUCUGCGGGGUGUCACGGUUUAUAUGUAUUGUGGUGGAGCGAGGGUUGGGGAGGCAAAGGAAGCGGAGGCUGCGGUGAGGCACGCCCUCGAAGCACUUACGUGUGUGUUUUUUUAUAUUCGGAUGAUCCCGGAUAUAGCAGAAGAUGCUCAUGAUGACGAUUUGUGUGAGGAGAGGAGGAGAACUCUCGGUAUGUAGCGUCAGGUGUGCUCUCGAGAAGAAUUGCACGGUAUGCAGGUAGCAGGGGCCCGGGACGGUGGGGUUACUUCUGGUGGCAUCGGAGAUGAAUGUUUUACAAACAUUUUUGGGUGGGUGCUGGCCGUGCAAAGGUUUCGAACUUUGCUGGAAGUUGUGUGAUGAACUUCUAUUAAAUGGCAGUCACUUGCAGAAAGAGAUAUUGCUUGGUUUUGUAAUGAAUAAGUCCUUACAAGGAUAGCUUUGCUUUGCUUUAGUUGAGGGCCAUCGUUGCUCCUCUGUUUUGCAUGUUGUUACAUGGGAGGGCUAGCCCAUGACAUACUCGUGUAUUUUGUUUUUAAGCUGAACCGGAUAAACCUGAGGGUGUAUUAUCAGUUUCAUGAUGAAUGAAAUCUGAGCUCUUUAAUUCAAAUAAAAA